AUGCCGAAGCAGCUCUACGGCCACAAGCAUGCGAAGGCGCGUGGUGUGCCGGCAGAGCCCGCCGCAGUGGGCGUCUGGCUCACGCUGAUGGCGGGGCUGCCGGAGGAGCUGCAGCACCGCGCCAUUAUCGCUGCCGCAACCGAGGCAGGGCUUGAGCUCGCUGCAGACAGUCGCGACUCGUUUGCCGCCGCGCUCGUCGAGUACGGCAGCGAGCGGCGCGCCGACUGCGACGAGGCUUGGAUCGGCGUGCUCCUGGAGCUCUGCUCCGACUUCGGCGUACCGCUUGGCGACGUAGCGGACGCUGACGUUGCGGACGCUGGCGCCGAUGCAGCCGAGAGGGCGGGCGCGACAGAGCUGCUGGGCGCGCUCCGGCGGCACAGGGUGGUGUGCAACGAGCCUCCUCCUCCGCCGCCUCUGAGGGAGGGCGUCGCGGUGCUGGCGGUGCUGGAGGAGGACGAGGAGUGGCACGAGGCGCGGGUGGUGAAGCUGAUUCCUCCGCCGUCUGGCCGAGGCGCACCGCUCGUGCUGGUGCGCUUCGUCGAGUGGCAAAAGGUGCAGGAGACGUCGCGAGCAAAGGUGGUGCCGUUGGCGGAAAUCGCCGAUGACGAGGAUGCGGCCGAGGCGGAGGGCGAGUGCGAGCUCUGCCGCCGCUCUCUCGCCCUCACCUUCCACCACCUGGUGCCUGUGGCGACGCACAGCCGCUACCUCGGCAAGUGCCUCCCGCAUGGCGUCGCGGAGGCCGCGAGUGACGGGGGGCCGGCGCCGCAGCCGAGCCGCGAGUUCCUGCACUCGUACGGCGCCAUGCUCUGCCGCUUCUGCCACUCGACCGUCCACCGGUUCGCGCCCAACGCGGUGCUCGCCGAGCGCUUCAACACGCUGGACAAGCUGCGCGAGCAGCCGCCGCUCGCACGCUUCGUGGAGUUCGCCUCGCGGCAACGGCAGAGCGCAUGCCGCUGUCGAUAG
Emiliania huxleyi CCMP1516 is the source of this 963-nucleotide messenger RNA. RefSeq lists its product as hypothetical. Bases 1 to 963 code for a protein of 320 amino acids. Lineage: Eukaryota; Haptophyta; Isochrysidales; Noelaerhabdaceae. The record is from RefSeq and is a predicted model, not a curated record. The transcript has a single exon.